AUGCGCUGCCGCGACGAGGAGGAGGUGACGGCGACGUGUGCCCGGCGGACUCGCGCCAUCAUCCCGCGCAGGAGCAAAAGAAGUAGUGGGAGGCGGUCGCGGGUCGCAUGCAGCUUGUCGGACCGCUGCCGCGUGGCACCUUCAGUGCGGCUGCGUUCGAUGGGCGCACUGCGGCGGGUGACGGCGCUCCUGCAGGCGACUGACGCCCCGGUUGCUGAAGACGACUGUGCUCGGGAAGGCGAGAAACUGUGGGGUGCGGGGAAUCCUUUUCGGAGGACUGCGAAGAUUGAGCGGGAGUGUGGCGCACACGAUGUGGAGGCCGUGCGCUACACAAAUGUGUGUUGCUUCUUUGAUCUUCGAAUGGGGGCACGUUUGUGUGUGGGGUUCUUGGCCCCAGCGAGGGCCUCUCGCGGUUACGGCGUGCCGCUCGCCUUCCUGAAAAGCUCCAGAAGCCGCGUGCCCCGGACCCACACACGCACACACGCUGGGGGAGGAGGGCCUUUUGCGGGCGCGGCAGAAAAAGAGGGGCUCGCGCGGGGCUGCGGCCGCCAACAGGACGGCGUGCAAGGCGCUGCGUGUUGCGGGCGGGCCCGGCGUCGCGUGCCGGGGAGGGGCUUAGCGAUGUGGGCGCCGCGGGAGCCGGCAGGCCGAGAGGGUGGACGCAACAUGCGGGGAGCUGCGCGGGAGCGGCGACCGAAAACGCUCUGCUCUUGGGCGCCUCCUUUUUUUAUUGUUUUGUGGGUUCCCAGCGGGGGAGGAGUUUCUUUGGGCUGCGGUUUGCUGCGGCGGAUGCGCAUUGCAACACUACCGCCAGCGCGGCGCUGCAGCGGCCCAGUGAGUGAAGGACGAGGUGCAUAUUUUAAGCGGCCGGGGAAUCUGUUGCCGAUGGGUGUUGGUGGGGGGUGUUGUUUGCGCGCAGCGUGCAGGGAGAACACUCCAACACGCACGCGGCGCGGAGGUGCCGCAAUUCCGCGGAUUUGGGCGGCGGCGUUGGGGGGAAGUGAGCAGCGGAGUGCAGCAGCGGACUGCGUUUCUACCGAAGUGCUGGAAGGGAUUGUUUUUUAA
Messenger RNA from Trypanosoma conorhini, 1065 nucleotides. RefSeq lists its product as uncharacterized. Bases 1 to 1065 code for a protein of 354 amino acids. The transcript has a single exon. Lineage: Eukaryota; Euglenozoa; Kinetoplastea; Trypanosomatida; Trypanosomatidae. The record is from RefSeq and is a predicted model, not a curated record.